AUAUAAAAAGUGCAUAAUAAAAAUAUCUCACGCGAUAUAUCAGUCAGUCAUAUAUUUAAAAUUUUUUUGACGACACGUAUGUAAUACGUCCCACAAAAAUAAUGAACAAAUUAUUUAUACUUACGGCGAGUGCUAUACUGGUGUUAGGUCUGGUGUCGGGCCUACGUGUGCCCACACAGUCACGUGACCAACCGAUUAGCUAUGAUAUUACGGCCGACGAUGAGGGGGAGGAGGGGGACGAAGGGCUACCCUCAGUAUCCGGUGAUUUUGGCAAAAUCGAUGAUAAUAAUAAUAAUCAAGGUGACCAUCAUGAUGAGCAAGAUCAAUUUGACGAUAACUGGGACGACGAGUCAGACGAUGAUCUAGAUAGUCAACCCAUGAAUAAAUUGGCCAAGUCGUGUUUUUCAAAAAUAUUGGGGCCCUCGAUUAAGUGUAUUGCUAAAAGUAUGACUAAGUGGCAAGUAACAGCUGCAGAGAUACGCCUGGUACAUAAUACUCGGCCCGUGUGUUGCUUUAUUUGGCAAAUGACCGGCUGCAUGACCAGCAAUAGCAAGGAUCAUUGCACUAAAGAUGAACGCUUGGCUUUCCUGAUGCACAUGAGUCUAGAGACCGAACGCCGAAACUUAAAAAACUGUACACAAUAUCCCUAUCACAGCAACGAUUGCGCCGCCGGUCCGGCGCCCCCUGGGCUUCAAAACGCCGGCAACUAUUACAGCGACGUUAUGUAUAGGCGUAACCAUAGACUGGCCAACGAUAACGAGCUUAAACCUGACCUCAAAGAGUCUGACCUACCGGCCGACGAGCCGGCACAAGAGCCCCGGGUUGUGGUCGAGGAGGACCCGGACGACGAUGACGAGGGCCAGGAGCGAGAGACUGACCACGAGGUUGAAGUGGUGGAAAUUGAUGAUGGUAAAGACCAGACCGAUGCCCUUGAUGAAUUAGCAUUGACCCAGAGGUUAUUGGACAGAGUGGAUAGGAUUACAGUAAAUCAGUAUAUUAUUGAUUUGCAUCCGGUUGGUAGAAAGCAUGGCGGUCACCAUAAACACCACGGUCACAAGCAUCACCAUGAUAAUUCGCGUAACGCCGUUUAUAAACAUGAGAAACAUCAACCAUCAAUGAUUAUCGAAAAGGUCAAUGAUGAUGAUUUAGACGAGCCAAUGCAAAUUAUG
Molecule: messenger RNA, 1169 nt
Organism: Medioppia subpectinata
Lineage: Eukaryota; Metazoa; Arthropoda; Arachnida; Sarcoptiformes; Oppiidae
Source: the annotation of a GenBank genome assembly